GACGCAUUUCUACAGACUCUACACGAUUCUUUAGGUGAAAACAAUCACUAUCCCUCUCUACUCUUUCCCGUCCCCUUGAAGUUACUCCUUCCAGUGGCUAACGCUUAGGGUUUUGACCCUACGAUCAAUGCAGCUUCAGCAUCAUCACUCGACAGGUAAUAUAAAGUGGAAAGGACUUGUAUUCCACUACUUUACGGCACAUAAAUGAUCAGAAUCAGAGCAAGUGAGCUCGUGAUUUUGGACUAUUUGCUCUCAAUAUUUGCUUAUUCCCAGCUUGAUUCUUGCUGGGACUUGAGAGAAGAUUGAAGGGCCACUGUUUGGGUGCAAUAGAGGAUGGACCUAGCGUUGCUGAGUGCCGUUCUAGUUGGGGCAGGUUGCCUUGCCCUGGGAUACUACAUUGGGGCACGAUAUCCUGCUCGCAUCUUCAUCUCAGCAAGAUUAAAUAAAGAUAGUGCAGUUGCUGGUAACAGGAAGAAGAAGGAUAAGCCCAAAGAGCCCCUUGAGAUUGAACAACUCGCUGACAUUCUUGAAGAUUUCAAAAUGGUUUUGGUUGUGAGGAAUGAUCUAAAGAUGGGAAAAGGGAAAAUUGCAGCCCAAUGCAGUCAUGCAACUUUGGGUCUCUAUAAAAAGGUUCUUCAUCGGGCACCAAAAACAUUAAAUAGGUGGGAGAUGUGUGCACAACCUAAAGUGGUUGUAAAAAUUGAAAGUGAGGAAGAUAUGCUAGUACUGCAAGAGCGGGCAAAAUCAUUAAAGUUGCCAACCCACAUUACAAUUGAUGCAGGGAGAACACAGAUUGCACCAAAUUCUAGGACGGUGAUGGCCAUUCUUGGACCUGUUGAAGUGGUUGAUGAUGUAACUGGUGGACUCAAACUUCUAUAGUUUGUUUUCUUCGUUCAAGUGCAUGCAUGGACACGCCUCAUGACAGAGCAGUGGAGCAUUUGGACAACGGUUGUAGAUCGAAAGCCUCCGGAAAGUUGCUGCAUUUACAUAUUAUGAAGGUCCAUGCUAUGCGGUGCCUUAACCAGAUGUUCACAUUUAACCUCUCAUAUUUACCAUUUUUGAUGAUUAUGAUGAUGAUAAAUGAAGAUGACAAUAUUUUUGUUGGAUUGUGAUGCCUGUGGCAGUGGAACUGUAAUUACUGAA
Juglans microcarpa x Juglans regia is the source of this 1143-nucleotide messenger RNA. Its product is annotated as peptidyl-tRNA hydrolase 2, mitochondrial-like. Lineage: Eukaryota; Viridiplantae; Streptophyta; Magnoliopsida; Fagales; Juglandaceae. Bases 334 to 879 code for a protein of 181 amino acids. Gene Ontology annotation, molecular function: peptidyl-tRNA hydrolase activity. Gene Ontology annotation, cellular component: cytosol; mitochondrion. The record is from RefSeq and is a predicted model, not a curated record. The transcript has 9 exons.